Messenger RNA from Poeciliopsis prolifica (blackstripe livebearer), 3007 nucleotides. RefSeq lists its product as uncharacterized. The coding region runs from base 1 to 2880 and encodes 959 amino acids. NCBI's taxonomy places the organism in Eukaryota, Metazoa, Chordata, Actinopteri, Cyprinodontiformes, Poeciliidae. The transcript has 2 exons. The record is from RefSeq and is a predicted model, not a curated record.
AUGGAAGAGCAGAUGGCUGACAAAGCAUGGGAGAGCAUGCCGACGUCGGAUGGAUCAGAUGAGGAAGGUGAAACAAAGCCUGGCCCCAGUGGAUCAAGUGCGUUUGGCAGUGAGUUUUUCACUUUGAUGAAGGACUUUAUGGCAGGUCAGCAAAAGCGAGAGAAAGGGCUGCUCAAGGAACUGCAAAAUCUUAGGAUGUCUUUGCAGCAACCACAGCAAGUACCACGCCCUCACCUUCAGCCAGGAGCUGGUGCAGAGCAAAGUGAUGACGAUGAUGAUGGUGGUGGUUAUGAUGGUGAUCCAAGCCGGCAACCUCAGCCAAUAAGUUACACCACUGAUCCAAAAAUUCCUCCUUAUCAAUUAGGAGAAGACCUGGAAAACUAUCUGCUGCGGUUUGAGCGCAUUGCUAAGACCUGGAGGUGGCCAGAAAGUGAAUGGGCGUGCCGACUCAUUCCACUCCUUUCUGGGAAGGCGCUGGAGGCCUAUGCUGCCAUGGAUGAGGAACGUGCUCACUGCUACAAGGACUUGAAGACUGCUUUGUUAGCAAAGUUUGACAUCUCACCAGAGACUUACAGACAGAAGUUCAGAGCAACAAGUACACCUGCUGGUGAAACUCCUACUGAAACUUACCACCGUCUUAGAGGUCUCUACCGACGAUGGAUCCGUCCAGACCAGUGUUCCAAAGAGGACAUCGGGGAGCUCAUCAUCCAGGAACAGCUGCUGAGCGUUCUGCCCCCGGAUGUAAGGACCUGGGUGAAGGAACAUGAACCUAAGGAUGGUCUGACUGCUGCAAAGUUGGCUCUUCAGUACAUGAAUGCACGGCGAGGAGGAGGAGCACGUUGCUCCAAUCCAGUACCACGUCCUGUUCAACCGGCUGGACAUCAACGGUAUGCCAGAGAUCCAAGCCAGGAGGUUAAAGGUACCAUCAGUCCUCUGAAUCCACCGCCUAAUGGACCUCUAGAUCUGCUGAGGAAAAGCUGGGAUGCAUCAGAAACCUCAUCUAGUGCCAAAGGUGUGGUCCAGUACGUGCUGCAGAUGAGAGGUCGGCUUGCUGAGUACCAGGAAGAAGCUGAGAAGAACCUGUUGCAGGCCCAGCACAAGCAAAAGAGGUGGUAUGACCAGCAGGCACGGCAAAGGGUCUUCAGUCCUGGACAGAAGGUGUUGCUUCUCCUGCCCUCAUCCACCAGCAAACUUUUGGCAAAGUGGCAAGGACCCUAUACUAUCAGCCGACAGCUAGGACCCACCACCUAUGAAGUCUACCAUCCUGAGAAAAAGAAAGCUACACAGGCUUACCAUGUGAACUUGCUAAAGGAGUGGAAAGAACCAUCAUGUCCAGCUCCAGAAACAUCAUGCCUGUUGAGACAAGUGGAGGAGGAAGAAGAGGUUCCUGGUAUUGAAGUGAAGGCUGGACAGUCAACCCCCAACCUCAGUCACUUGACCUCACACCAAGCCUCACAACUUCAGCAGAUCUUUCAGAAACUGUCUCCUCUCUUUUCUUCCAAUCCAGGCCGGACCACCUUGAUUGAGCAUGCAAUUCGACUGAAAGAGAAGCAGCCAAUUCGUCAACGCCCAUAUAGAGUUCCACAGCAGUUGGUGGGACAGCUGCGAGAUGAAGUCGAGGCCAUGCUAACAUCAGGUAUUAUUGAACCUUCAAACUCUGAAUGGUGCAGUCCAGUGGUCAUUGUGUGUAAGAAAGAUGGCUCACUGCGGAUUUGCAUUGACUUCAGAAAGCUUAAUGCAGUUUCAGAGUUUGAUGCCUAUCCCAUGCCCAGGGUGGAUGAGCUGCUGGAAAGGAUUGGACAAGCAAAAUUCAUUACCACACUUGACCUGUGUAAAGGGUACUGGCAGGUUCCCUUGGAGCCUUCAAGCAGACAGUAUACAGCAUUUCGCACCCCUUCUGGUCUGUUUCAGUUUACUGUUAUGCCAUUCGGCCUGCAUGGUGCUCCAGCCACCUUCCAGCGGCUAAUGGACAAAGUACUGCGAGGAAGUGAAGACUACAGUGCUGCUUACCUCGAUGAUGUAAUCAUUUACAGCAAUAGCUGGGAGGAGCAUGCUGCACAUCUCGCAAGAGUGUUGGAAAAGAUUGCAGAAGCAGGACUGACACUUAACAUAUCAAAGUGUGUUUGGGCACAACAGGAGACCAGAUACCUGGGUUACCAGCUAGGGAGAGGAGAGGUGCGACCACAGAUGGACAAAGUGGAAGCAAUCCAAAAAUGCCCUCGUCCUCGAACCAAGAAGGAAGUGCGGUCAUUCCUGGGACUAGCUGGUUGGUAUCGAAGGUUUGUGCCUCAUUUUGCUACACUUGCUUCUCCACUCACCAGUUUGACAGCGAAAGAUCAGAAGAAUCCUGUUGUGUGGACCAAGGAGUGUGAAACUUCUUUUAACACUCUGAAAGCUCAUCUAUGUUCAUCUCCUGUCCUUCGAAGUCCUGAUUUUAGUAGGAAAUUCCUGGUCCAGGUAGAUGCAUCCAAAGUUGGUCUCGGAGCUGUCCUGGCUCAAGGAGAUCCUGGAGAGGAGCAACCCAUACUCUACCUGAGCCGUAAGCUACUACCUCGAGAGGUGAGGUAUUCUGUAGUGGAAAAAGAAGGCCUGGCAAUUAAGUGGGCUCUGGAAAGUCUCAAGUAUUAUCUGCUGGGCAGAGAAUUUGAUUUGGAGACAGACCAUCGGGCCCUGACCUGGAUCAACACCAUGAAAGACAGUAACCAUCGUCUGACUAGGUGGUAUUUGUCCUUGCAACCUUACAAAUUUAACAUCUGUCAUAGGAGUGGCAGACUUAAUAAAGUGGCAGACUUUCUUUCUAGGUUGCCGAAUUUCGCCAACCUUGGAGAGGAGAGGGGUGGUGUGACGGAGGAGCCGUCACGAUCGGAGAGUCCCUGUUAGCAAACAUGCACAAUUAUAAACUUACCUGUUUCUUUUCCUUUUAGUUUGGAUUGAGGCGAUUCAUCGUGGGUGCACACGCGGUGUUUUCGUUUGACGUUCAUUCUAAUCGGUUAUUUUCAGGUACAUG